Messenger RNA from Oncorhynchus masou masou (cherry salmon), 1227 nucleotides. RefSeq names its product piggyBac transposable element-derived protein 4-like. The transcript has 2 exons. Bases 34 to 1227 code for a protein of 397 amino acids. NCBI's taxonomy places the organism in Eukaryota, Metazoa, Chordata, Actinopteri, Salmoniformes, Salmonidae. The record is from RefSeq and is a predicted model, not a curated record.
GUUACCUGUAAGACUAGAUACACGAAUGUAGAAAUGAUUUUGGAAGAGAUUGACCGGGAUAGUGAGACAGAUUUGGCAGAGAUUGAAGACUCCAUCAGAUCCCAUAGCUUCGAUUCUGAAACUGAGGACUUUUUUUUGAACGGAGAGGACAUCGUUUUGGACUGUGGCACUGACUCCGACUGGGAGCCCCCAGUGCCAAGGUGUCCACCCCCCUCUGAAGCUGGUUCAUCCAGCUGUACCCCUGCUGUCUCUGGCUCCACACCUCCCGGGCCAUCUAGAGGUGUGAAGAGGAAGAGGGGAAGUGUGCCACCCACUAACAGAGGGACAGAAGGGCGUUGGCACACCGUCCUAGAAGAUGAUGUGGAGCCACCACAACCAACUUUUAGGCCGAUAAGGAAGCCAGGACCUCAGGUGAACCCGACCUCCAAUUACACCCCCCUUCAGCUUUUCCAACUGUAUUUUACCACAUCUGUUGUAGGUUCGCUCGUGUCCAACACUAAUAAGAAUGGGAAGAAGAAACAAGCGGGCAAAAAGGUAGCAUGGAAGCCCAUAUCCAUGUCAGAGUUUUUCUGCUACCUUUCUCUGGUCAUCUACAUGGGGCUGGUGAAGCUGAAAAGCCUGAAGGACUACUGGAAAACAUCAGCUCUGUACAAAUUGCCUUUCCCCAUGACUGUUAUGUCCUGCAAGAAGUUUCUGAUGAUUUCACAGGCGCUUCACAUCAGUGACCCAAAGGUUGAUGAAGAGAAUGAGAAGAAGAGGGGCACAGCAGCGUUUGAUAGACUGUGCAAGAUCAAGCCGCUCUACCACCGCAUUGUUGAGGCCUGCAAGACGUAUUUUCAGCCAGCCCAGAACGUGUCGAUCGAUGAGAGGAUGGUAUCCUCAAAGGCCAGAAUUGGACUCAAACAGUACAUGAGAAACAAACCAACCAAGUGGGGUUACAAGCUGUUUGUUUUGGCUGAUUCUGCAUGUGCCUACACAUGCAAUUUCUUUGUCUACGAGGGGAAGAACAGUUUUGCUACCGGUAAGGGACUCAGCUAUGACUCUGUAAUGGCGUUAUUGGAUGUUCAACUGCUAAGGAAGGGUUACAAACUGUUUGUGGAUAACUUCUACACAAGCCCUACCCUGUUUGCAGACCUAAGGAAGCUGGAUGUAUGGGCUUGUGGCACCAUUCGUACCAACAGGGUGGGCUUUCCGAAGACGAAGGUGAACGACAUGCCUGCGGGCUGA